This is a messenger RNA of Acytostelium subglobosum LB1, 894 nucleotides long. RefSeq lists its product as hypothetical. The annotation marks the transcript as partial. NCBI's taxonomy places the organism in Eukaryota, Evosea, Eumycetozoa, Acytosteliales, Acytosteliaceae. The transcript has 6 exons. Gene Ontology annotation, cellular component: endoplasmic reticulum membrane; oligosaccharyltransferase complex. The record is from RefSeq and is a predicted model, not a curated record.
AUAUAUACAAUGAUGAUGAUAUCAAGAGUUUGUGCAGUUAUACUGCUAGUCUCACUCAUUGCCAUCGCCAUUGCCAAUGCAGAGAUCGGUGGCAAGCGAACCCUGGUCGUUCUGGAUGGUGAUGAUAUCAAACAGUCACAUUCAGCAUUCUUCAAGCAACUUUCUGACAAAGGAUAUCAGUUAAACUACGUACAGGCUAGCGAGCAGGUCAAGCUUGAGAAGUACGGAGACUUCUUCUAUGACAACCUUAUUGUAUUCGCACCAACCUCUGAUGAUAUUACUUUGACAUCGGCUGACAUUAUCAACUUCAUUGACGCUGGAAACAACGUCUUGAUGGCUGGAGACUACAUUGUUUCGGACACCAUCCGUGACGUUGCCUCUGAGAUUGGCAUUGAUAUCGAGGAUGACAAGACCAACGUCUUUGAUCACUACAACUUUGACAAGUCUGAGUCCCAACACAACUUGAUUGUUGGCGAUCGUUUCAUCCAGGACUCAUCAAUCAUUCUGAAGGAUAAGAAGGCACCAGUGUUGUUCAAGGGUAUUGGACAUUCCAUCCGUAACAACCCAUUGAACUACGCCAUCUUGACUGGUGUGUCCACCGCCUACUCUGCCAAGCUGAGCACCGGUGCCUCCACCAAGCUGUACGGCACCUCUGUAGGUCUGGUCUCUUCCCUGCAGGCUCGCAACAACGCCAGAGUCACAUUCUCUGGUUCAUUGGACCUCUUCAGCGACAAGUUCUUCCAGUCCUCCAUCAAUGGCCAGAAGUCAGGAAAUGCCGAGUUUGUCAACAACCUCGUGUCAUGGACAUUCCAAGAGAGAGGUAUUCUCCGCUCAUCCAACCUCGUCAUUGCCAAGGGCCAAGGCACAGGGCCCAAGCCCUCAAUCAACUCCUAA